CGGGGCGGGGCAUGUUGUUGUUGUUGGCCGAACGCGAGCGGAGCACCGAGUGCUUCGAUAGCGCGAGUGUGCUGUAGCGGUACGGCGAUGGCCGCUCUUGUGGCCUGUGAGUGAGACGGCCAUGGCCGCCCUGGAGGAAUCCUGGGCCGAAGUGUGCGAGCGGCACGCGCGACUGGCCGCCGGCGAGUUGGCCAAGGCCGUGGGCGGCCUCGAGGGGCGGCCGGGGUCGCGCGAGGUGGUGCGGCGCUUCGUUGACACGUUCGUAGAGGAGGCCGAGACGCAGCUGGUGGAGGCGGGCGGGGGCGGCUCUCCGAGGGCCUCCUUCCUGCGUCGCCUCUCCUUCAAAGGACUGCGGCUUUUCCAACGCAGCGAGGAGACCGCCGACACCGGACGCAACCGAAGACUGGCCAAGAUCGUGGUCGAGUGCCGCAAGGAGGGCAUCGUCAACUACGUCCUCGGCGAGCAACUUGACGGCCGCGAGCACAAGUGGGAAAAAUGCCGACUUGCCCUUGUCAAGACAGUCGGCGGAUACAUGCUCGAGUUCUACUCACCCCCAAAGAUUUUCAAAAAAUUUUCACAGGCUUCCAAGCCAAAGAGCGGAGUUUUCUGCUUCCUAAUUGCCGAGGCGCGCGAGACGAGGGCUCUGGAAAUGCCUGACCGCGAGAACACCUUCGUCCUCAGGGCGGAAAAUAACAUGGAAUACAUCAUCGAAGCGCAUGAUGCGGACGACAUGCGAUCCUGGCUGGCAACCAUCAAAUACUGCAUGCGCACCACUAGCCCAGAUGACAACAACGCUGAUGGACAAGAUGUUAGAAUCCGUGUGGAACGAGGCUCUCGUCCAGAGCCCAUCCCCUCCCACAACACGGCCGCCUCGUCUCCGGCAGGGUCGUUGGGCGCGGCUGAAAACCCCCCUGAACUACCCCCUAGGGUACCUGGUGGCCUCAGGCUGUCGAGCAACAGCAACUUUGAGCUUUGCUCCAGCCAGCAAGAACUCGAAAUGAUGGCUGAAGCAACUGCGGUUGGGACCGAACCGGACAAUGCAGUGGUGCUGCGCGAAUAUCCGUGGUUCCACGGAACUCUUGCCCGCUCGGAGGCUGCCCAACUGGUGCUCAGUGCUGGGGCCAACGGCCAUGGCGUCUUCCUUGUCAGACAAAGUGAGACAAGAAGAGGCGAAUUUGUACUCACCUUUAACUUCCAGGGCAGAGCCAAGCAUCUGCGAAUGACCUUAAGUGGUGAAGGGCAAUGUCGAGUUCAGCACCUGUGGUUUGCCUCCAUUUUUGACAUGCUGGACCACUUCCGCAUCAACCCCAUCCCCCUUGAAUCGGGUGGCGCGUCCGACGUCACGUUAGCCGACUUUGUAGUGGCCGGUAGGACGGCCGCGUCUGGUGCUGCUGGUUCUGGAGGGAGCGGCCAACGGCCAGCAGCGCCUCCGGAGCCCAGGGAGCAAGUGGUCACGCAUGGUGGAUCUGUUCGCACACGGACCGAGUCGAUGGAGCGGUUGGAACGACAGGCGGCCGGAGGCCGUGCUGUGGAAAACACGUACAGUUUUGUCUAGCGAGAAGUGAGGUUGGGAAGAAAGUACGAAAGCAUUCCAGACUGAUUGACAGUGGCCAAAGACAGGAUGCGUGUGUGCAUGUGCAUUGUGUGUAAAUCUAGUCCUCUGAUAAUAUAUUGUGUAAAUAAAACACUCACUCAUAAUUACACAUAA
Neocloeon triangulifer is the source of this 1708-nucleotide messenger RNA. RefSeq names its product SH2B adapter protein 1 (gene Lnk). The transcript is spliced from 5 exons. Gene Ontology annotation, molecular function: transmembrane receptor protein tyrosine kinase adaptor activity. Gene Ontology annotation, cellular component: plasma membrane. The record is from RefSeq and is a predicted model, not a curated record. Lineage: Eukaryota; Metazoa; Arthropoda; Insecta; Ephemeroptera; Baetidae. Gene Ontology annotation, biological process: intracellular signal transduction. Bases 122 to 1555 code for a protein of 477 amino acids.